UGGAGCAAUCUGAUUGGUUCCCCAUCGGGAACACAAACCCUGCUACCCGACUCGCGAGAAUCUCUUCUUCAUUCUCAGACCAAUUCGACGGCUACAGAGCUAGACUGCCUGUGCCGCCGAGACCAUACUCCUACCAUCGUCGUUGUUGCUCAGUGCUCACUCUCUCCUGCUUUACCUGUUUCGAGUUCGACUUUCGAUUACAGAGAAGGAGAGAUGGAGACGAACAAAAUAGAAGAGCAGAAGGAAGAAGAUGAUCAGAUCGUGAAUCCAUGGGAGGUAGCGGCGAAGGAUGGAGGAAAGAUCGAUUACGAUAAGCUCAUUGAUAAGUUCGGUUGUCAAAGACUCGAUGAAUCCCUAAUUAGUCGCGUCGAACGUCUUACCUCUCGUCCUCCUCAUGUCUUCCUUCGCCGAGGCGUCUUCUUCGCUCACAGGGAUUUUAAUGAGAUCCUUGACGCGUAUGAAAGAGGCGACAAAUUCUAUCUAUAUACGGGAAGAGGGCCGUCGUCGGAAGCUUUGCAUUUGGGCCAUCUCAUUCCAUUCAUGUUCACCAAAUACUUGCAGGAUGCUUUCAAGGUCCCACUGGUGAUUCAACUAACGGAUGACGAAAAGUGCAUGUGGAAAAACCUCUCGGUGGAAGAGUGUCAAAGACUUGCUCGUGAAAAUGCAAAAGAUAUUAUAGCUUGUGGCUUUGACAUUACGAAAACCUUUAUUUUCACAGAUUUUGAUUAUGUUGGAGGCUCCUUUUACCAAAAUAUGGUGAGAGUUGCAAAAUGUGUCACAUUCAAUAAGGUUGUGGGAAUAUUUGGUUUUACUCCUGAAGAUCAUAUUGGUAAAAUUAGUUUUCCACCAGUGCAGGCUGUUCCAUCCUUCCCCAAUUCAUUCCCCCACCUCUUCCCUGGCAAAGAUGAUCUCCGUUGCUUGAUUCCAUGUGCAAUUGACCAGGAUCCUUAUUUCAGAAUGACACGAGAUGUUGCUCCUAGGAUCGGAUAUCAGAAGCCUGCAUUGAUUGAGUCAUCGUUCUUCCCUGCCCUGCAGGGGGAAACUGGGAAAAUGUCUGCCAGUGAUCCAAAUUCUGCAAUUUAUGUGACGGACUCUGCUAAAGUCAUAAAAAACAAAGUGAAUAAAUAUGCAUUUUCUGGUGGGCAAGAUAGCAUAGAGAACCACAGGAAAUAUGGAGCAAAUCUAGAGGUAGAUAUACCAAUUAAGUACCUUGGUUUUUUCCUGGACGAUGAUGUUGAGCUGGAGCACAUACGGAAGGAAUAUGCUGCUGGGCGGAUGCUAACAGGUGAGGUGAAGAAGCGUCUUAUAGAAGUUUUAACCGAAAUAGUGGAAAGACAUUGUAGGGCACGGGCUGCAGUGUCUGAUGAGAUGGUGGAUGCAUUCAUGGCCAUUAGACCACUUCCCAAUAUGUUUGAUUAGGCCAGAUGAAGGGUUGUCUUGGAUUCAUAAAAGGGUGUCUGGCUUGGGGGAAUUAAUUUGGAAUGGACUGGUUGGAAUACAUGGAUUUGAAAUCAAUAGGAUUGCUAAUGCUACCAUUUGGGUGACAAAAGGCUUGGGAGUGGAAGACAGAAAUUUGGUCUCUGCCCGCAUGCAAGAGUAAUACGUGAACACACAUUCUGUUUGGAAAUUGUAGCUUUGGGAGCAUUGUUUCUUUUCUGUUCUAGUGGUCUAGCACGGAGCACCUUAACAUACCAUGUAUUACAUUAAGGUUGCUCCAUUGCGACCAGCUUCGAAUUGGGAAACGAGCCUUGGGUUUCCUUCCCCCAUCCCCCCCCCAAAAAAAAAAAACUUUUUUUUUUAAUGGUUAUAACAAGUUGUUCUUGAAAUUUGAUUAUUAAUACAAGAGAAUGAACGUUGGAAGGCUCAUGCUUAGUGGCGGUGGAUGUAAUGCAUGUAAGAUGCUUUGGCUUGUUUAUAUGAUACAUCAAAUAGAUAGUCGAUAAUCGAUAUCUUAUUAUAGUUUGUCAUUA
Macadamia integrifolia is the source of this 1970-nucleotide messenger RNA. RefSeq names its product tryptophan--tRNA ligase, cytoplasmic. The transcript has 12 exons. Gene Ontology annotation, biological process: tryptophanyl-tRNA aminoacylation. Lineage: Eukaryota; Viridiplantae; Streptophyta; Magnoliopsida; Proteales; Proteaceae. The coding region runs from base 214 to 1419 and encodes 401 amino acids. The record is from RefSeq and is a predicted model, not a curated record. Gene Ontology annotation, cellular component: cytoplasm. Gene Ontology annotation, molecular function: tryptophan-tRNA ligase activity; ATP binding.